Messenger RNA from Jatropha curcas, 1934 nucleotides. RefSeq names its product protein DETOXIFICATION 33. Gene Ontology annotation, cellular component: membrane. The record is from RefSeq and is a predicted model, not a curated record. Gene Ontology annotation, molecular function: antiporter activity; xenobiotic transmembrane transporter activity. NCBI's taxonomy places the organism in Eukaryota, Viridiplantae, Streptophyta, Magnoliopsida, Malpighiales, Euphorbiaceae. Gene Ontology annotation, biological process: xenobiotic detoxification by transmembrane export across the plasma membrane.
GCCUUCCCUAUCCUGACAUCUCACGUAAAGCCUGUAGUAAAAGAAUUUCCUGUCUGUUUUUGAAGCCAGAUCUUAUCCCUUUGGUUUUGCAAUUUCGACUCUUUUAUGUGUAUAGUUUGGUUGUCUCAUUAUAAUUGAUAAACAGAGGUGAAGAUCAAUAGCAAUUCUAAUGGAGGAAAGGGAAGGUUCAGUUCAAGAAAAGCAUUUUGAGAUGGAGGUUAUGGGUGAGAAGAGAAAGAAGAUAGUGAAAAAAAGCUGGGAUGAAUCAAAGAAGAUGUGGGAAAUUGCAACACCUGCUAUGUUAACUGCAGUAACCCAAUUUUCUAUUGGAGUUGUUACUUCUGCAUUUGUUGGCCAUAUAGGAGAGGUAGAGUUGGCUGCUGUUUCUAUUGUUCAGAAUGUAAUUGAAGGCUUCGUCUUUGGAGUAAUGCUAGGAAUGGGAAGUGCUCUGGAGACACUAUGUGGUCAAGCUGUUGGUGCUGGACAAGUGAACAUGCUUGGAAUCUAUUUGCAGAGAUCAUGGACUAUUACUGGAGUCACAGCUUUAUUUUUAACACCUGUUUAUGUUUUCACAUCGCCAUUACUGCAACUCCUUCAUCAAGACAAAAAUAUCUCAAAGCUUGCUGGAAAAUUCUCAAUAUGGGUUAUUCCUCAAUUGUAUGCUUAUGCUAUGAAUUUUCCAAUACAGAAGUUUCUCCAAGCACAGAGCAAAGUUUGGGUUAUGACUAUCAUCUCAAUAUUUUCCCUUUUAUUUCACGUGUUGUUGAAUUGGGUGCUUGUGACAAAAAUGGAACGAGGGCUGCUUGGUGCUGCCAUUGCAGGGAAUAUUUCAUGGUGGCUUGUGGUUCUAGGACAGGCUUUUUACGUUCUCGCAGGUUUUUUCCCAGAGGCCUGGACUGGUUUUUCCCUUUCAGCUUUUACGUCAUUAGCUGGUUUUGUAAAGCUUUCACUUGCAUCUGCUGUAAUGUUAUGCUUGGAGCUAUGGUAUUUUACGAUUGUGAUUCUUAUGGUGGGAUGGUUAAAGAAUCCAGAGAUUGCAGUAGAUGCUAUUUCCAUUUGCAUGAACCUGGAACUAUGGACUCUUAUGAUUGCUCUUGGUUUCAAUGCAGCAAUAAGUGUUCGAGUAUCGAAUGAGCUUGGAGCUGGAAAUCCUAAAGCAGCAAAAUUUUCAGUGUUGGUGACUGUUUUAACAUCCUUAAUUAUUGGAGUUGUAUUCACAAUUAUAAUUAUUGUGUCCAAGAAUGACUUUCCAAAGAUGUUCUCUGGUAAACCAGUGGUCAUAAAAGAAGCAUCAAAUCUGGGUUACUUCACAGCAGCAACAAUCUUCCUCAAUAGCAUCCUACCUGUGCUUCAUGGAGUAGCAGUGGGUGCAGGAUGGCAGACCUUAGUUGCCUUGAUUAGUAUUGGAUCUUACUACAUAAUAGGACUUCCUGUUGGUGCCUUGCUUGGAUACAAGUUUAAGCUAGGUGUUAAGGGGAUAUGGACAGGAAUGUUGGCUGGUUAUGUAAUUCAACUAUUCAUUCUCAUUCUCGUCUUUCUUCGGACUAACUGGCUCAAAGAAGCUUCUAAAGCUGAAGAGCGCAUUAAAACCUGGGGUGGACCUCAAGAACAGCAAAGUCCAUCAGAACCUAACAUGAAUGGCGAUCGAACAACCUAAUGGCUUUUCAAAAUUUUUUCUGGUUCGCUUUCAUAUAAUUUAUUUUGUAGUUCCAAAUAUAUAAACAGUUAUACAGUUAAUUCACUUGAGGCACCCGAUGUACUUUGGCUAAAGCUGACAGACAGUACUUUAACUUUGUCUCAUCUUUGUAAUACUUAUGUCUAUUGAAAAAGAAAAGAAAAAUGCAGAGGAGGUCUUGUAUGAAUAAAAGCUGUGGUCAUCCAACCACCAGCACUCAGAAAAUAUAAGAAAAUGGGCAGUUUUUCUAAUUUCUUGA